Molecule: messenger RNA, 459 nt
Organism: Symbiodinium sp. CCMP2592
Lineage: Eukaryota; Dinophyceae; Suessiales; Symbiodiniaceae
Source: the annotation of a GenBank genome assembly
AUGCUGAAGCUGGAUUUCGAAAUCUCUCAGGAGACUGGCUUGGCUUUCAAGACCCUCUUCAAGACCGUCCUCAACAGCCUCAAGUCUGCUGUUGAAGUUGAAGAUUGUGCGGGCCACUUCGCCCCUCGCCUCCUCAAUGUUUCCUUCAGCACGCACAAGCCUGUUGCCGAAGCUAAGAAGCAAAGAGUGCAAUCCAGACAGGCGAAUGAAAGCACUAUCCAAGCGACCCCGAGCUUCGUGCAACCAAAGCCGAUAAACUGCGAGCAGUCUUUGCACUCUGCCUACCAGAAGCAGAAUAGCAAGAACAAUGUCCUGCAUGCACAGACUACCACGCCCCCCGCUACCACAAAAACUGAGCCUUUGCCCAGCUACGGGGUUUCCCACCUCCCUCCCUGGAGCCGUAAUGUUGCACGGGCAAAGGAAGAUUCCACAUCGUUCCAAAGACUGGAAAACGAUUAA